AUUCAUUCCCUCAAGACUGAAGGAGGUUCCGAGAAAGCAAGAAAGCAAGAUCCACCAAGGCGACAAGAGCGACAAGUUAGCACGAUUGUUGGCGACGACCUCUUCUUCUCCACUCGAGCAGCCAGCCAAAUCCCAUUACAGACAACUAUAACAAACCCAAGCAAAGGACCCACACCAAGACACAAGAGAUUUGAAAGACAAUGGCGAACAAUAAUUCGGAGUUCAAAGUGCCCUCCCUGUUCGCAGGCCCAACGACUACCACCACCAACAACCAAACGAACAGGACGGCGUAUCCGCCAACGACUUCAGCUACUGCAGCUACUUACACGCCCUCGACAACAGCCAGUGGUUAUACUCCUUCGGCAGCUGCAAGGGGGUACAAUCCAUCUGCAGCUGCAAACGGCCACACUCCGUCGGCAGCAGCCGUGGGAUACCCUUCAGGCGGAUCUUCUUCUAAAUAUACACCUUCACAGGCAGCAAGUGGCGGUUACAAUGCUGCCGGAUCCAAAAGCACAUAUGUUCCUUCUGCUGCUGCCAUGAGCUACACACCAUCGGCUGCAGCCACAAACUAUAGUUCAGCUGGUGCUGGUACAGGCCAGAAUGGCGCAAGAAACACUACUACCGGUACUACUACGGGGUAUGUUCCAUCUGCUGCAGCCAUGGGAUAUACUCCCUCCACUGCCGCCAAUGGAGCAGGUAAGAGUGGUGGUACUAGCAACACUGGGGGAUACGUUCCUUCUGCAGCAGCUAUGAGCUACACCCCAUCGGCUGCGGCUACGAGCUACACUCCAUCGGCGAGCAGUGCAGGCCAGAAUGGCGCUGGGGGGUAUGUUCCUUCUGCUUCAGCUAUGACAUAUACACCAUCAACUGCUGCUAUGAGCUACACUCCAUCAGCUGCUGCCAGUGCCUCAGGUCAAAAUGGGGGAUAUGUUCCGUCUGCUACAGCCAUGAGCUACACUCCAUCAGCAGCUGCGACAACCUACACUCCAUCAGCUACAGCCAUGAGCUACACUCCUUCAGCUCCUGCUAAAACCUACACUCCAUCAGCAACUGCUUCAAGUUACACUCCAUCAACUGCCGCGAUGGCCAGUGUUCCCUCGAUAUUCUCGGCUCCACCCCCAGCACCGCCUUCCAAUCCACCCAAACCCAACCACAGCGUGACUCAAUCAGCUCCGUAUGCACAGCUACCACCUCCGCAACAGCAACAGCCGCAGUACCAACAACCGCCACAGCAGUCCCAUGCGCCACCACAGCAUCAGCCACAACAACAACAACAACAUCGACCAGAAGGCGUCAUGAACGAACAGCAACGACUAGAGUUUGAGGCCAACCAACCAGAAGCGCUCAAGCACGCCGAUAUUUGGAUGAUCUCGGGAUGCGAAGAUCGACAAACCAGUGCCGAUAUUUCCAAUGUCAAUUCGUUCCAGCUCCCCGAUCCUCACGGGCGUGCCGGUGGAGCAUGCACAGCGGCGCUCCUCAAUGUCCUCUACGAGAAUGACAAUCAGAAUCGACAAUACUCAUUCAUGGAUGUCAUGAAGAAGAUGCGAUCCAUGAUUAAAAGCAAGAAAUUGACGCAAAUUCCACAAUUGUCUUCCACCCAUCCCAUUGACAUGAAUCGCAAGUUCGAAAUGGUCCCCGAAGGCCUCACGGGGACACGACGCGCCGUCAUUAUUGGCAUUAAUUACACGGGACAACAGGGCGCGCUGCGGGGUUGUCACAACGAUGCGUUUAAUAUGAAAAAGUACAUUCAGCAGCGACAUGGGUUUCAAGAACAGCACAUGACAUUGCUCAUUGACGACGGCAAUCACUCGAAACCUACCAAAGCCAAUAUUUUGGCAGCGUACAAACAAGUCGUGGCCGAGAGUCGUCCUGGCGAUGCCAUCUUUUUGCAUUACAGUGGUCACGGUACCAAAGUCAAGGAUUUGAAUGGCGACGAAGCCGAUGGAUACGACGAAGCACUGGUGCCAUUGGAUUUCAAAAAAGCCGGUCAAAUCAUUGACGAUGAUCUCUACACGAUUAUCGUGGGAGGCUUGCCUCGUGGCGUGCAUGUGGUGUCGGUAAUGGAUUGCUGUCAUUCCGGUACCAUUCUGGACUUGCCGUAUAUCUUCAAGGCGAAUGGCGAAUUCAGUCAAAUGGAGAUUGAUGAGGGCUACAAUGAGAAGAAGGGUUUCUCCUUUUUUGGCGGCGACACGGGGAAAAUGCUCGGUGCUGCUGUGGUCGGCGGCAUACUUGGAGGACUGCUUUUUUAGCUGGCAAAGUUGAUGCUUCCGAAGGGUGCAACCGUAGAGUUAGGCGAACUUUUAGAAAUCAAUAUUUAAAUACAGCGUACUAGUAUACAACAGUAGGAUUU
Molecule: messenger RNA, 2350 nt
Organism: Seminavis robusta
Lineage: Eukaryota; Bacillariophyta; Bacillariophyceae; Naviculales; Naviculaceae
Source: the annotation of a GenBank genome assembly